AUGGAGGGCAGCAGUGGUGCGGACCAGCCCACGCAAAGGACCAAGCUGCGCGGGAGGGCUUUCUACGAAAGUAUAGGUAGCCCCAAGCUUGUGCUUGCGCCUAUGGUGGAGCAGUCAGAAUUCGCCUGGCGCAUGCUCUCACGCUCCUUCCUUCCUGCCUCGGAGCAGUCCAACCUCCUUGCGUACACGCCUAUGUUCCACUCCAAAAUGUUUCUCGAGGGCCCCAAGUACCGCGACUCGCAUUUCCAGCCGCUCAAGUCAGCCAUUCCUUCGCCUCCUGACGCAUACCAUAUCUCGCAGCUGCCUGACUCAGAGCGACAUCUCGACGGAAACCCGGCGUUCGACCGCCCGCUCACGGUGCAAUUCUGCUCCAACGACCCCGACGACCUGCUUGGCGCUGCGAAACACGUCGCUCCGUUCUGCGAUGCAGUCGAUCUCAACUUAGGAUGUCCGCAGGGUAUCGCGAGGAGAGGAAACUACGGGGCAUUCUUGCAGGAAACUCCAGAGUUGAUUGCAAGGAUGAUAAAGAAGUUGGACCAGGAGCUGGAUGUGCCCAUCACAGCCAAGUUCAGGAUUCUUGAGACGAAGGAGAAGACACUGGCAUACGCAAAGACGAUACUAGACGCUGGGGCGAACAUACUUACCGUACACGGCCGGCGGCGCGAACAAAAGGGACACAACACCGGAUUGGCAGAUUGGAAAAUGAUUCGUUAUCUAAGGGAGAAUCUGCCAAAGGAUACGGUCAUAUUCGCGAAUGGCAACAUCUUGCAGCAUGAUGAUAUUGCGAAGUGUCUGGAAGCGACGGGUGCCGACGGUGUUAUGACUGCUGAAGGAAACCUGUACGAUCCGACGAUAUUCGCGAAACCCCCUCCUGUAGGCGAGGAAGGCCGUGAAUACUGGCGUGGACGAGAUGGGAAGGGCGGUUACAGAGUCGAUGCCGUGUUCCGUCGUUACAUGGACAUCAUCCACAAGUAUGCGCUUGGGCAGGAACCACCAGCGCGUGGUCCGCUCUUCCAUCCCAAUGAUCCUGAAGAGCCGCCAUCGCCGCCGCGGGAUGAAGACGACGGACCACCACGCAAGAGACAAAAACAGAACAAGACCGAAAAAGGCCAACUGAAGAACCCGAAUCUCACGGCUAUGCAGGCACAUUUGUUCCAUCUCUUGCGCCCGCUCGUAUCACAGCAUCACAAUGUCAGGGACGCAUUGGCAAAGUGUCGGAUGGGCGACAUCGAUGCCUACGAGAACGUGCUCAAACUCACGGAGAAAGCUGUCAAGGAGGGCAUUCAAGCUUACGAACGGGAGCACGCCAAUGGGCAAAUUACAAAUGGCGCAGACACCAGCAAAGCCGAGUCUGCACCCGAAAACGCACAAGAUGCCCCCCAGCAGGAAGAGCUAGACCCAUACGAGUCCUCGCUCGCCACUGUCGCCCGAUGCAAACGUCCCUUCUGGGUGUGUCAGCCUUAUGUGCGCCCGCUUCCGAAAGAGGCUAUUGAGAAGGGAUCAAUGCAGCUCAGCAAGAAGGAAAAGAAGAGGCUGGAGGAUGAAGAGGCGGCGGCUAAGGCGGUCGGGUUACAGCCAGAGGGCAGGAUUGAGAAGGAGCCCUUGGAGAAGACAACGGCAAACGGACACACGGCUGAAGGGGUGCCAGCCCCGGUUGGAGAAACGCAGCAGGAGGAGGUUGAGAUACCGAAGGAGGGCGUGGUGUGUGGAUGA
Messenger RNA from Paraphaeosphaeria sporulosa, 1713 nucleotides. RefSeq names its product FMN-linked oxidoreductase. The coding region runs from base 1 to 1713 and encodes 570 amino acids. NCBI's taxonomy places the organism in Eukaryota, Fungi, Ascomycota, Dothideomycetes, Pleosporales, Didymosphaeriaceae. Gene Ontology annotation, biological process: tRNA processing. The record is from RefSeq and is a predicted model, not a curated record. The transcript has 2 exons. Gene Ontology annotation, molecular function: tRNA dihydrouridine synthase activity; flavin adenine dinucleotide binding.